AUGUUAGAUGGGAUUUUAUUGGUGAAUGAGAUUCUUGAUUGGUCUAAGAGGAAGAGAAAGGGUUGCUUCUUAUUAAAGGUUGAUUUCGAAAAGGCUUACGAUAAUGUUUCUUGGAAUUAUCUAAGAUUUUUUAUGAAGAGGAUGGGGUUUGGAGAUAUUUGGUUGAAGUGGAUGGAAGCAUGCGUGUUUAAUAAUCAUUUGUCCAUGUUGGUGAAUGGGAGUGCCACGAUAGACUUCAAAGUUCAAAGGGGUUUGCGUCAAGGGGAUCCUUUGUCGCCGUUUCUCUUUGUCUUAGCUAUGGAAGGUUUAACCGCCUUGGUUAGGAAAGCGGUUAACUUGGAUGAUUUUAAACCUUUCUCUUAUGGGGAUGUGGAUCAUGUUGAUAUUGUACAAUUUGCGGAUGAUACUAUUAUCCUUGGUGAAGCAUCUACAAAAAAUCUUUAG
Vicia villosa (hairy vetch) is the source of this 444-nucleotide messenger RNA. Its product is annotated as secreted RxLR effector protein 78-like. The coding region runs from base 1 to 444 and encodes 147 amino acids. The record is from RefSeq and is a predicted model, not a curated record. The transcript has a single exon. NCBI's taxonomy places the organism in Eukaryota, Viridiplantae, Streptophyta, Magnoliopsida, Fabales, Fabaceae.